Molecule: messenger RNA, 527 nt
Organism: Trichomycterus rosablanca
Lineage: Eukaryota; Metazoa; Chordata; Actinopteri; Siluriformes; Trichomycteridae
Gene: gabarapa
Product: GABA(A) receptor-associated protein a
Exons: 4
Coding region: 112-471 (119 amino acids)
Biological process (GO): autophagosome assembly; autophagy of mitochondrion; cellular response to nitrogen starvation
Cellular component (GO): cytosol; autophagosome membrane; autophagosome
Molecular function (GO): GABA receptor binding; ubiquitin protein ligase binding
Source: RefSeq, a predicted model, not a curated record
ACGUGUCUGGUAGGUGAGUGUUGAGUUUGUAAACAGGAGAGAACCGGAAUCAGCUGAUCGGAUCAAACCGCAUCAAAUCUACAGCGUUUAUUCUCACUUUUAUCUGUAAUCAUGAAGUUUGUGUAUAAAGAGGAACAUCCAUUCGAGAAGAGACGCUGUGAGGGAGAGAAAAUCAGGAAAAAAUAUCCUGAUCGAGUUCCUGUGAUUGUAGAGAAGGCACCUAAAGCUCGGAUAGGUGAUCUGGAUAAGAAGAAAUACCUCGUUCCUUCUGAUCUCACAGUGGGACAGUUUUACUUCCUGAUCAGGAAGAGGAUCCACCUGAGGGCUGAAGACGCUCUCUUCUUCUUCGUCAAUAACGUCAUUCCUCCGACCUCUGCCACCAUGGGGCUGCUCUACCAGGAGCAUCAUGAGGAGGAUUUCUUUCUUUACAUAGCGUACAGUGAUGAGAGUGUGUACGGAGAGGAUGUCUAAUCACCGGCUCCGUCCCAAAUCUCUCUGUAAAAUAAAAUCAUAAAUAUUACAGUUCA